Molecule: messenger RNA, 1600 nt
Organism: Colletes gigas
Lineage: Eukaryota; Metazoa; Arthropoda; Insecta; Hymenoptera; Colletidae
Product: KICSTOR complex protein kaptin-like
Exons: 9
Coding region: 267-1520 (417 amino acids)
Biological process (GO): cellular response to amino acid starvation; actin filament organization; negative regulation of TORC1 signaling
Cellular component (GO): KICSTOR complex; actin cytoskeleton; lamellipodium
Molecular function (GO): actin filament binding
Source: RefSeq, a predicted model, not a curated record
UAUUAAAAUUAAAGACAUGGAAUUUCAUAAAAACAUUAUUUUCGUCCUACCAUCUUAUAAUAAUGUAAGACUAUGAAAUGAAAAUGAAAAUAUUUUUUUCAAAUACGAAUAAACUGGUAGAUUCAGCUGCAAUAACGUGUACAUAUUAGAAAUGUGUGUUUUGAAUAUAUUUUCGAAGCUAUCAAAUAAAACGUUUAAUGCGAAUUAUAUGUAAAAAUUACAAAAAAAAUAUUGCUGUGAUUUAAUGUUUAAAGUGUGAAGGAACUAUGAGUAACUUGAUAGAUGCUCAUUGGUUUCCUUUAACAUCACAAGGAAAUAUUUAUUCCAUGACAAAAUUAUGUUCUACUAAUGGCUCCAACAAGGCAUUGGUAGCUUCUAUAAAAAGAAAAAUAUAUUCCUGCGAAUAUCAUCUGAUGCCAAAUCUGCAUUUAAGACCAUUGGUUAAGGAGCUACUGUUUACAUACAUUCCAAGUGGUGCAGAAAUUAUAUCCAUCGACGCUUAUAAUAAAUCUGACACUGGCGAUGGAUUUGUGAUAGGAAUAACUAUAAUAAAAGUGAGCACAGAUACGUCCGUGGAAAGAUAUUUAAAUAUUUAUACGGAAGGUGCUGCAGACGGAGAAGGAGAUGAAUGCAGCUCGAUCGAAGCCGUAGCGCAAAAUUGUCUCAUGGUAGAAUUAGCAUAUACUCCUUAUCAUUUGUACCAUACUAUACUGCCGCACCAAAAUUCUCACAAUGAGGUUGUUUGGUUAUUGUCCGGAAGCGAUUAUAAGAUUCAUAUGAUCAGAGAAGAUAAAUUAAACCACGGUUACAGCGAAUCGCCGAUCGAAAAAUAUUUCCCUGAAUUGCACGAUAUCCAAACAAUUACAUUAUGGAUUAAUAUUUACUACUAUAAUAACUAUAACUGGAGACUGACUGUAAUUGGUUGUGAAUGUGGUUUGGUCAAAGUAGCUAUCGUUAAUGUUUUAGAACUGAAAGUCCGUCGAAGUUGGAAUUUGAGAUACGACACACCUAUACCCAGUGUAUGCGUAUUUUCGCAAAAAAACAAUAUUACAAAACCCACCUUUGCCGACUUUAAAAGAUCAAGUCAUUCUCUGGACGAUAAAGAAACAAAAUUAAAUGUUCUCAUUGUAAAUACAAGUUAUGCUGUUGUUUUCAUGGACAUUUUAAAUAAUGGGAUGGAGGAAGACAUACGAUUAAACGUUAGUGAAACGUCCGAUUGUAUUUUGUGUUCUUGCAUUGCUGAUAUCAAUAUGGAUGGCCAAAACGAAAUACUGUUAGGAACCUAUGGCCAAGAAAUUCUAAUAUUUUCUUUUACCAAUAACACAUGGGAAUUAAUUGUUAGAAAAUUAUUUGAUGCACCGGUACAUUCUAUAUGUUAUAUGGAUAUAACAAAUGAUGGAAUGAAGGAACUUAUUGUUCUUACGCAACGUGGAGUACAUAUAUUACAGCACAAUAUUACGGAUGUUAAAGAUAAAUGGAAAAAACGGUAUCAAAAGGUAAUUGGAGGUAAUGAAACAUAACUUUUCAUUGCCACAAUGAAAAGUUCAAAUCAAUUUUAGUCCUCAAAGAUUAAUAUAAAGAAAUUUUUUUACCGAAGAUU